This is a messenger RNA of Gongylonema pulchrum, 219 nucleotides long. The record is from the annotation of a GenBank genome assembly. NCBI's taxonomy places the organism in Eukaryota, Metazoa, Nematoda, Chromadorea, Rhabditida, Gongylonematidae.
GAAGUGCAGGCGGUUUGUUUGAGCCCGGAUACAACAGCUGUUGCAGUGGCUCUUGAUGGCGGAAUUGUUUCGUUUUUCAUAAUGGAUAAUGAAGGGACAAAAUUCGCGCAUCGGUGGCAACCAGAACGCGGUCGAGAUGUCCAGGAUUUGGUCUUCCUUGAUAACAUCAGCGGGUCGGAUACAUCGUAUGCUUCUUUCUGGCUGCAUUCACUUGCUUAG